AUGUCUUGCGUUUCGAAUCACGACCUCUUCAACUGCCCAGGUUCACCGCCACAUAACUUGGAUGCCUGUGCGCUCGAUGUGUUGGACACGCUGAAGGAAGCUGGUGUGCGAAGGGACGCGGAGCUGAUUGUUUGUGGCCACUCGUUUGGUGGCAAAGUCGCCUUGGCAGUGCUGGAAGCCCUGCAGGCACAAGGAACCCCGCCGAGGAAGACCUGGAUCUUCGACUCGGUGCCAGGUUGCCCAGCUGCCCUCCCGGCAGAGGAGGAACGCCGUGAGCAAAGUGUGGGCUUUGUGUUCAAAGUGGUCCAAUCAACCUCCGGCCAGCAGUUUGCAGAACGUGCAGAUCUCGUGAGACAUCUACAAUCUCAUGGCCUGAGUCAGCCUUUGGCGGAGUGGAUUGCUCAAUCAGUGCGAUCCACCCCGGAAGGCUUCGAAUUGAGCUAUGACAUUGAUGUUGUCGGUCAGCUUUAUGCAGCCUACCAAGGGAAAGAUAUGUGGCAUCUUUUCAAGGGGCCUGCGGUUGCAGCUUCUGCCGGGAUGCCGAUGAAGACGUUGACUCCUGCAGACCUUGCUGAAGACGUUGGCACGCCUGGGGUGAAGAGAACCUCAAGCAGUUGGAGUCGCUUCAGGAGGAGGGUCACAUCCAAGUGGUGA
Durusdinium trenchii is the source of this 654-nucleotide messenger RNA. Lineage: Eukaryota; Dinophyceae; Suessiales; Symbiodiniaceae. The record is from the annotation of a GenBank genome assembly.